AUGGCAGGGCUGAUGGUUGCAGGAGCAUUUCUUACACCUGUCAUUCAAGUCAUUGUGGAGAGGGUUGCCUCAGGAGAUUACAAAGACAUCUUCAGCAAACGAUUGGUGAAUAAACUUCAAAUCACAUUGAAUUCUAUCAAUCAAGUGUUGGAUGAUGCAGAGAGAAAGCAGUAUCAGAACCGAAAUGUGAAGAUUUGGCUUGAUCAUAUAAAACACGAGGUAUAUGAAGUAGAUCAGUUGUUGGAUGAGAUUGCUACAAGUGCACAACGAAAGAGUAAGGUUAAACACUUGUUUUCAUCUCUGACUAAUCAGUUUGAAUCUAGGAUAAAAGACUUGCUAGAUAAGUUAGAAUAUCUUUUAAAGCAAAAUGAUGUGUUGGGAUUGAAAGAAGGAACACAUGCUCGCAAUGAACUUGAAGUCGGUCCAGAAUCUUCAAAAAGAGUGCCAACGACGUCUUUGGUGGAUGAAUCUAGAAUAUGUGGUAGACAGGGUGAAAAAGACGAAAUUAUCAAUUUCUUACUUUGUGACAAUGGUAGUAGUAGCAACCAAGCACCAAUAAUCAGCAUAGUGGGUCUUGGUGGGAUGGGUAAAACCACCCUUGCUCAGCUUGUCUACAAUGACCAAAAGGUUCAAAAGAGCUUUGAGCUUAAGGCUUGGGUCUAUGUUUCAGAAUCAUUUGAUGUUAUUCGACUCACUAAAGCAAUUCUCGAGUCAUUUGAUUCUUCACCAAAUAGUGAAAACCUAGAAAUACUUCAACGUCAAUUGCAACGGAAGGUUAUGGACAAGAAAUAUCUGCUUGUUCUAGAUGAUAUUUGGAACGCAAAUGAGAAAUUUUGGGAGCAACUACUAAUUCCCUUUUACAAAGGAUCUUCCGAGAGUAAGAUAGUUGUGACAACACGAAAUAAGGAUGAUGCAUUGGCCAUUGGAUCUGCCAAGUUACUUGAAUUAAAACAAUUGGAGGAGAGUGAUUGUUGGAGUUUAUUUAUGAGACAUGCUUUUCACGACAGAAACGUGAAUGAAUAUCCAGAUCUUGAAUCAAUUGGAAAGAUGAUUGUAGACAAAUGUGGAGGGUUGCCAUUAGCUGUAAAAACAAUGGGGAGCCUCUUGAGAAGAAAAUUCUCUCGAAGUGAAUGGGAUCAAAUAUUGAAGACUGAUAUGUGGUGUUUAUCAGAGAGAGAUUGCGACAUAAAUCCAGUAUUGAGACUGAGUUACCAUAAUCUUCCUUCAAAUUUGAAAUGUUGUUUUGCAUAUUGUUCCAUAUUUCCUAAGGGCUAUGAGUUUGAUAAGAACAAGUUAAUCAAACUUUGGAUGGCAAAUGGUUUGCUGAAUUCCUACAAAAGUGACAAAAGUAAAGAAGAACUGGGUAGUGAAUUAUUCAAUGAUCUUGAGUCAAUUUCGUUUUUUCAAAGAUCACGAAAUUUUCAUUUUGAUGGUUGUUUUGUCAUGCAUGAUCUUGUCAAUGACUUGGCAAAAUCAGAGUCUCAAGAGUUUUGCUUACAAGUGGAGGGUGAUAAGGUGCAAGAUAUAUCUGAAAGGACACGCCACAUUUGGUGCUCUCUUGAUUUGAAUGAUGGUGAAAUAAAAUUAAGUCACAUUUGUAGAAUUAAGGGAUUACACAGCUUGUUGGUAGAACCGCCACGAGACUAUGGGGAAUGCUUCAGGAUAAGCAACAUUGUGCAAUGUGAUCUGUUUUCAAAACUAAAAUAUUUGCGGAUGUUGUCAUUCAAUGGUUAUACUUAUGAACUCAAAGAGCUAGAAGAUGGGAUAGGAAAUUUAAAGCUUUUGCGCUAUCUAGACCUAUCUUGGACAAGUAUUAAAAGGUUGCCCGAUUCUAUUUGUAAGCUUUACAAUUUAGAGACACUGAUAUUGAGAAGUUGUUGUAGUUUGGCUGAACUUCCUGUAGAUUUUUACAAACUUGAACGAUUACGCCAUAUUAAUCUAGAAAAAACUCCAAUAAAGAAGAUGCCAAAGAACGUAAGGAAACUAAACAAUCUACAAACCCUGACUAACUUUGUUGUGGGUGAGCCAAGUGGGUCUGAUAUUGAGGAGUUAGAUAGUCUCAAUCUUCUUCAAGGAAAACUCCAUCUUUCAGGACUGAACAAUGUGAGCAAUCCAGCACAUGCUGUAAAGGCCCGUUUGCAAGAUAAGAAGUCUUUAGAAAAAAUACGUAUGACAUUCGAUUUAGGAGGAGAAGAAAUGGAUGGUUCAACAGUGGAAAACAAUGAGUCUGUCUUGAAAGCCCUUCAACCAAAUAACAAUCUGAAAAGGCUCACCAUUAAGAACUACAAUGGCAAUAUGUUUCCAAUUUGGCUAAGGGAUUGUGAUUUACCCAACUUAAUAUCUCUUAAACUGCAUAACUGUGAAGGAAUAAAGAUCUUAGGCAAUAACUCAACAAAUGUUCCGUUCAAGUUCCUUGAAGUUUUGGAUUUUUACCGCAUGUCUGAAUGGGAGGAAUGGUUAUGUAUCGAAGGGUUUCCUCGACUUAAAGAGCUUUCUAUAAGAUAUUGUCCCAAAUUGAAAAGGGCACUGCCUCAACAUCUUCCUUCAUUACAGAAAUUGAUGAUUAUUGGCUGUGAAAUGCUGGACGUAUCAAUUCCCAACUGUGAGAAUAUCAUAGAGUUAUAUCUACACAAUUGUAAUAAAAUUUUGAUAAAUGAGUUGUCAUCCAGCUUGAAAAGGUUCAUCCUUGACAAAAACCAGUACGUUGAGUUCCCUAUGGUUCAUUUAAUCAACAAUUCCAUUCUGAAAGUGUUGAAGUUGGAUUUCAAGGACUUUGUAGAAUGUCCAUCUUUAGAUUUGUGUUGUCAUAAUUCUCUUGAUACUCUUACAAUAACAGGAUGGCAGUCCUUCUCAUUGCCUUUUUCAUUACACUUGUUCACCAAUCUUGCUUCUCUAGUGUUGUAUGAUUGUCCAGAGCUUGAAUCUUUUCCUAUGGGAGGUUUGCCUUCCAACUUGAGCAACCUUGAAAUAUGUAAUUGCCCAAAACUGAUUGCUUCCAGAGAGGAAUGGGGCUUGUUCCAACUCAACUCUCUAUACCGAUUUUUUGUUAGUGAUGAUUUUGAAAACGUGGAGUCCUUCCCCGAGGAGAAUCUACUCCCACCAAAUUUGAAUAUUCUUCUCUUACAUGAAUGUUCCAAACUAAGAAUAGUGAACUACAAGGGACUUCUCCAUCUCAAAUCUCUCCGUUGUAUAAGUGUUCACAACUGCCCUAGUCUUGAGACCUUGCCGGAGGAGGGUCUACCCAACUGCCUAAAUGCUUUGAUCAUUGACCGUUGUCCAUUACUUGAGGAGAAGUACAAAGUGGAUGGAGGAGAGCGUUGGCAUACAAUUAGUCACAUCCCAUUUGUGAGGAUUGACUUGAUUAACCAGCAUUAG
Molecule: messenger RNA, 3375 nt
Organism: Lathyrus sativus (Indian pea)
Lineage: Eukaryota; Viridiplantae; Streptophyta; Magnoliopsida; Fabales; Fabaceae
Source: the annotation of a GenBank genome assembly